Molecule: messenger RNA, 2419 nt
Organism: Magnolia sinica
Lineage: Eukaryota; Viridiplantae; Streptophyta; Magnoliopsida; Magnoliales; Magnoliaceae
Product: putative metallophosphoesterase At3g03305
Exons: 4
Coding region: 93-2276 (727 amino acids)
Molecular function (GO): hydrolase activity
Source: RefSeq, a predicted model, not a curated record
CCGAAUGGAUUCCAGAUUCCAAUCCAAACGUUUUAUUAUAUCAGUAAGAAUUCCAUUUUUCUCCCAAACAUGUCAGCGCUUUCGGAAGAAAAAUGGCAACAGCAGCGGCAGCGCUUCUUCUCUUUCAUCUCCUCUCCUUCUCCUCUUCUUCUUCUGGAAUUCUCAAAGAAGAUACUUCCGUUUCUCGGGAAUUCUUCCACUUCGAUGGCGACGUGGCAUGGGCCAUCCAAAUAUCCGAUCUUCACGUCAGCUCUUACCACCCUGAUCGCGCCGAUGAUUUGAAGAGGCUGCUCGUUCCUGCAUUGCGUGUCAUCCGCCCUUCGAUUGUCCUCAUCACCGGCGAUCUAACUGAUGCUAAAAACAAGGAAAGGACAACCACGAGGCAAGAUGAAUUGGAAUGGAUCCAGUAUAAGGAGACAAUGGAUGCAGUCAUCAGAGGAAGUGGCAUGGACAAGAAAUCAUUCUUUGACAUAAGAGGGAAUCAUGAUAAAUAUGGAGUUCCGUAUGUUGGUGACAAGCUGGAUUUCUUCUCGAAUUACAGUAUUAGCUCAGAGCUAAACAGGCUUGGCACCAUCCAAAGUGUAUCUCUUGUGGGAAGAGACUGGAAAUACAUCUUUCUGGGCAUAGAUGAUUCGAUGGACAUUGGACUCCGUGGGCCCUCAAAUUUGUUCGGCCAUGUAACUGAUGAAAGGAUUGAAACCGUCGAAUCAGAGCUUGAAUACUGGGAUAGAGAUCCUGAUGCACAAGUCACAAAGGUUGUCUUUGGACAUUUUCCAAUGUCCUUUACUGCUUCUUCAGAAAUGGGAAAGCGCUACGAAAGUAUGUUUGGAAGGCAGUCAGUCUCUGCAUAUCUCUGCGGUCAUCUUCAUGCCAAGUUCAGCAAACAUCUUUGGAAGCUUCAUUCAAUUGAAUUGCCAUCUGAUUCCAAACAGCCAAAGAAAUUACAACAGUUUUGGGAGUGGGAACUAGGAGACUGGAAGGAGUCCAGAUUGAUGAGGAUUCUUGGUAUAGAUGGGGGGCAAGUUUCUUUUGUGGAUAUCGAACUUCUUGCCAGGCAUGAGCCCAAACAGGAUGAUUUCCAAACCACCAUCCUCAUCACACAUCCCAUUGAUUCAAGAAGUAUGAAUAGAAUCAAUUCAGAUUGUUGUAUCUUGAGAAAAGAUAUCAGUGUUCUUGUCUUCUCUUCCAAACCCAUCAUCAACGUGACUGCUAAAGUAUUUGAUUCAUCAAAGGAUUUCAUGUUAGUGGAAGAACUACAACUUCAUGCCACUAGUCCUGCUGACAAUGGACCCUUGUUCCGUGCCAAAUGGGACACUGGCAAAUACAUGGAUGCAUCUGCAUCUCGUUUCCGGCUGCAGGUACUGGUAUUUGAUCAUUAUGGGAAGGAGACUGCAAGUUCUCCAAGGCCAUUUUCGGUUGAUGGUAAACUCGCUCGUUUGCCAAUGACAUGGUUGGCGUAUUUGGUACUUCAUAUAAGAUGGGAGACCCUUUAUUCUGUUCUGCUCUGGAGCAAUGCAGCCUUCCUCAUUGUGCUGCUUUUGCUUCCGAAACUACUCAACCAUUUCAUGGCACGGAAUGCAUCAUAUCAGAAGUGGGCAAUGUCAGUUUCUGUAUCUUUGCCGAUUGGUCAGAGACGGUACUUCUUCUGGCCACUCUGGUUCUUGAUAGAGGGCUCUCGAGAUACAAAGUUGUGGUGGGCCAUGGUACUCUAUCUUUUUUAUUUAUUCAGAUUUCCGUGGUUUUUCGGACGUGCAACAUCAGAGAAUGGCCCAAUCACCAGCAUGUCUAUGAAUGGAUGGACGGUUCAAUUUGCAGACAUUCCGAUUAGGAAAGAUGGGCUUGGCACACCCGACAUAAUAGGGAUCACCCUUCCUUUCAUGUAUCUCAUUGUUAGUCCUUCGUUUCUUCUAAUUUAUUGCUUGGUUGUGGAAAGGUCGGCAUUUUUCAUGCACUCCAACAGGAAAUCAAGUUGCUCAAAGGAGCCGAUAUCUUCAAAGAUGGAUUCAGAGCAUACUGAUGGUACUCCAUCGAAGUCUAGCAAGAGCAUAAAUACACCCCCAUGUAGGAUAUGCAAAGGUUGGACAAGGACGGUGCUUUUGUUGGUGUGUUUCGUUGUUGCCUACAUGCAUUUCAGGCAAUGCUCUUACCUCAUGGCGUCUUAUGGAGUGGGUCCUGUUGCUCUCUCUCCUGGUCUCUCAUGGGCCCCACCAUUAUUACUGGCUGCAUCUGUUUAUUCAACUCAAUCGUCAUCGAAGAGUAAUCGUGCAGAGACAUGAAGAUUCUGGUCCUUUCUGUUGAUCCAUACUCCUCAGAAUAGGUCAUGCUUUAUCAGCAUAGCUACAACAUUCAUCUUCAGUGUGUUGAUUGUGGAAUACGUUGGAUGAUUUAUAAGUAAAUUCAAAGAAUCCUAUUUUCUGCA